GAAGUGAGAUACGAUCUAGUGGGUUUGAUAAAUGAACUCGAAUUGAUUUUUAUAGUCAAAUUAAUUCGUUCACAUAUGCAUUUUUAGGAUUUUUCCAAAAUUUUCAAUUUUGUCGACUUCGAACGAAAAACAAGAAUAAUAUACCAGUAAUAAAAUAAUGAAUACUUUAAAAGAGUACAUUUGUAGUGAAAAAUUGUGUAUCUACUAAGUCAUUUCUGUAUCUAGUGUUUGCAAUGAAUGGAAAGAAUUAGAGGAUAUAUAAAUUCAUUCAAGGAUUGUAGUCAUCAAGGUAUCUAUGUGAUUUCGUUGAUGCGGCAAGCUGCAGCGUUGGCUCGCGGUGAGGUUUUCUGGUUUUCCCAAGUUCCCUCAGAAGUCCCGAUGUUGUAAUACAGUAUUAAUGGAAGUCUUGGGCGAAUAGGUAAUAGCAGUGCGUGCAGAAGUUAAAUUCGCGAAUUAUGUCAACUGUUGACGAAGUAUUGAACUACAAGAGGAAGGAAGAGGAGGAUUUUUAUGGUCUAUUAGGCUGCGAUGAGAAUUCUUCGGUCGAGCAAAUCAACACCGAGUACAAGGUGCGAGCUCUCCAGUAUCAUCCGGACAAGAAUGACGGAAAUAAAGAGGCAGAAAUUAAAUUCCAACAGCUGAAGACUGCCAAAGAGGUGCUCUCCGAUCCAGAGAAGCGUAGCAAUUAUGACAAAUGGAGAAAUAGUGGUAUAGCAAUCAGUUAUCAGCAAUGGCUGGGAAUGAAGGAACAUGUUCAUCAGUCAAUGCACUGGAGCACACCAAAAACGAAGGAUCGCAUGUUGGAGUCCGGAGGCUCAUCUGGCCCCUCCUCUCUAGGCUCGGCCCCAAGCGCCCAUCGAAGAGCUUCAGAAGGGGGCGCCAACCUCCACUGGUCAGGACGUACAGGGGCUGGUUGGAACAACCCUCCUCCAAGCGAUAUCGUCAGUAAAUUUAGAAAUUACGAAAUUUAAGAAGUCCAACCUCGAUGUUCACUGUGGUGUUAUCCGAAUGUGUUUGUUCCCUUCCCCCGUUUAUUUUCGAUGUUACCAAUAGCUGCACCCAACUCAUUCCAACAGAGGAUGAGGAUCGAAGCGUUCUAUGUCACUGCAUUCCAAUAUAACUGUACCGGUUAGCUCCUGGACCUCUGUUAGGCCACCAGAAGUCCCAUAGUAUUUAGGCUAAACCUUUCGUGCAUCAACCCCCAAAGCCUGUGCCAUCAAUUCACAAUGCUUGUACUGGCAAUCCAUAGCCCUACUAGCAGGUCCUUUUAUUUCACAGACCAGCUAGAAGGGUUAUAUUUAUGCCUAUCCAUAUCAGUCCAUUAGAAUACGUCCGUUAUUGUUCUAUCAAAUUUACUGAGACAUAUAUGUAGCUAAGACAGUUUCUUUACAGCUGUUGAUUACUACCUUACUGCUUAAGAUUAAUUAUGCUUCUUACGUUCAAAACCUUCGUGCAUCUACCCACAGGUGCUGGUUCUUAUGGGAACAACUUUAAAGAAUGAGUGUACUUUUAGAUGAAUUGUGAUAUUUUGCUAUUUGGAUUAGGUCAUAUUUCUACAUUGAAAGAGAUUCCCUUUCAAUGAAGAAUGCUCCAAUCCUAUAGAUCGAAUCUUUUGACCUACCGAUUCAAAGAUACACCAGGGUAAAGCACAACAUAAUCUACUGUAUUUUCUUAAAUGUUUACAAAUGUAUGAGAGAAUCUCUAUGAGUGUGCUGGAUAAAAUCUUUCAUUAUAUGACGAGUGUUUUGAGAAAGAUAUAUUAUAAUGUAGGUAUAAAGAUAAAUAUGUUCGUUAUGGAGAAAUUUUAUCGCUGUUUUUCAAUGGGAUCUUCGAUAUUAAUAAGUUCGUUAUUAAAAUUCGAGUGGAGUAAGAUAUUCCACUUUGUGUCGAGUAAUAUUCGUCCCUUCUCUUGUGCAUUAUCUAGAGCAUGUAUAUGUUGUUAUCCAUGUUUAUUCUUGUUUUUUAUUUCUUUGUUACAUAUCUCAUAAACCUUGUGAUAGUUGAUGUUUGAAUGUAAAUAAACAUAAUAAAGAAAUCCUAUAUAAAUCACA
Molecule: messenger RNA, 2051 nt
Organism: Harmonia axyridis
Lineage: Eukaryota; Metazoa; Arthropoda; Insecta; Coleoptera; Coccinellidae
Gene: jdp
Product: J domain-containing protein
Exons: 5
Coding region: 456-971 (171 amino acids)
Cellular component (GO): cytoplasm
Source: RefSeq, a predicted model, not a curated record